Macrobrachium nipponense is the source of this 4281-nucleotide messenger RNA. RefSeq lists its product as uncharacterized. Gene Ontology annotation, molecular function: ubiquitin-protein transferase activity; ubiquitin binding. Gene Ontology annotation, cellular component: LUBAC complex. The record is from RefSeq and is a predicted model, not a curated record. NCBI's taxonomy places the organism in Eukaryota, Metazoa, Arthropoda, Malacostraca, Decapoda, Palaemonidae. Gene Ontology annotation, biological process: protein linear polyubiquitination; proteasome-mediated ubiquitin-dependent protein catabolic process.
AUGGGGAGCGACGUUGGAGCAAAGGGAGGUUGUCAGGCAACCUGGGACAAAGGAAAACAGGUGUCCUGGACACAUCAAUUGCAAGGAACUAGUGGCCAUACACCUAGCCUUAAAGUGACUGAAGAAAUAAGUAGUGCCUUUGGUAGUGAUGCUCUUAAACGUAUAGAUCCAGACAGGCUGUUUGCUAAAGCUGAACUUCAUAUCAAGAAUGGUCUGUCAGUUGAUGCAGCCAAAGAAGAGAUUCUAGCUAGCAUUGCACUAAAACAAGAGAAACAUCAUGUGAAAAAGAGAUGCAGAGUAGAUUCUUCAGAAGCAUCUACAAGUAGUAGUGAGAAUGCAUCAAAUAGUAAUGAUUCACAAAAGACUUCAACUCAGAUAUUACAUGUUAAUGAUUUAGAACACGCUCCAAGUCAUAGUGCAGUUAUAUAUAAUGAUAAUGAAUUAAAAGAGGUGAUCAGUCAAAAAAGUGAAUCUUCUACAAAUGGUGCAGGAAGCUCGAAGGCAGAUGCAGUUAAUCAGAUGUGUAAGUCUACUCAAAAUUAUCCUUGUGCUGCUAAUUUAGAAUAUUCGGAAGACAGUACAAGCUGUAAAGCAAGCAGUUCAAACAAAACUGGUGUAAAACAUUUCCAAGAAGUGUCUGAGGAAGAAUUUGAUUCCCAGAGCAGCAAUCCUCCUGUGACUUCUAGUGAAUCAGAGAAAACGGAAAUAAAUACUACUGAGUGUGAAUCUGAUAGUAGUGAUAAAGAUUAUUUUUCAGGUUUCUUGGAUCCCUCCUCUUCAGGUGUUUUUCAAGCCCAUGAAGUGUUUAAAAAAGAGGCAGAGAAUGUAGAAGCUGCCACUUCACAAUCAAGUUGUGAUCUUCAAGCUAAUUUGUCAUCUAUUGGAAGUCCCGAAGUUAGUGUAUUAAGUCCUUCGCCAAAGCCAACACCUUUGAUAGACCUGGGCGAUGAUAGCACUUGUUCGGAUCGGUCAUCUUGCAAUAGUGAUAUAGUUGUAGUUGAUGAAGUUGAGAAAAGUUUGAAUACAGAACUAAAGUUGGGUGGUAGGAAAAUGUCAGCUUCGAAGGCAGGCAAAGGAAUGUCUGAUUUUGAAGGCAUAUUAAAUAUUCCGGGUUCGUCGAGUUUAGUGUCUAGUAAGGACUUUGUUGGUAAGAGUGUAGGAUAUGCUGUAGAUCAAGCUUUUGACCUUGCAUAUACUUCGGAGAGUAACAUCAUGGUAAAUACGAUGGAGAAUCAUAAUGUAGAUUAUAACAAAAUUACCUCUCCUGAGUCGGAGAGGAACAUCAUUGUAAAUAUGAUGGAGAAUCAUAAUGUAGAUUAUAGCAAAAUGAACUCUCCUGAGUCACAGAUGAUUGAUAUGCAGCAAUCCUUAGAAAAUGCUGUUGAGCUAGGGAAAAAUGACUCGUCUCAAAAUCAAAAGACUGCAAAGCAGAAUGGGGGUAGUGAUUUUUUUGACAGUGAUUCAUCAAGUGAAGAAGACCCAAAUGACAAGUUGUGGAAAGAUGCUCAGUUCAUUUGCUCAUUACUGCCUUUUUUUGAAUUGGCAGAUGUACAUGAGACUAUGGUAGCUAAUUUUUAUCAUCCUGAUCGUAAAGCUCACGUUUUGGAAGCUUACAUUCAGCUAGCUCUCGAUCGCGAUGAAAUGGUACCUGAUAAUGUAUUUUUAAGUUUAAAUGCUGCCAGAAAGCGAUCUCAUACAGAAGCUUGUGGUCAAGAGGCUGUGAAUGGAAAGAAACAAAAAGUUGGUCAUGCAGAUCCUAGGCCAGCUACUUAUGGAAACACUUAUAAUGCAGUGAAUGUAUUUGUUGAGGCAAAUGAGCCUGUACCCUCCACAAGCAGAGUAGUUCCUAGGGCUGUGUUUAGUGAUCGUCCAGAGUCUGGCGUGCAAGGAAAUGCAAGCGGUCUUGAGAAUCGAGAUGAAAGAGAGAAAUGGAUUCGAGAAAAGUUAGAUUUUGUCAGUGCUGUAGUAUGUGAUAUGGAUAAGGACCACAUUCGUGCACAGUUGAGUAGCUGUUAUAGUGAUAGUGAUGUCGGGGCGUUAAUAACAAGGCUUAUAGAGGAGCCGCCAAGACCUCAAGCUCCAAGUCAACUAAACAUUGCCAGUGGAACAAUGCCUGAGGCAACUAACCAACCAAAUACAAGUGCCUUCCAAGCAGUGGAUAGAGGAAGGCCUGCUGAAGUUCCUGUAAAUGAGGACAACAGUUCAUCUGGCGAAGGACCCUCUGGUGAGGGUGAAGAACUGCCGAAUGCGGCUGAUACUGAAGACCGUAUCAUGGUGCAAAUUAACACCCUGGCUGAGAUGUUUAGUGAUGCAGAUCCUGACUACUUGCGAGAAAGAUGUAUCAGUUUGCAUGGAAAACAAGAAGAUUUCCAGGCUCUUGUAGAGGAACUAAUGGAGAAAAAGGAAUAUCCUAAAUUGGAAGAAUAUCUGAAGCGUCAGAAGCGAUUGGAGAUCAAAAAGAAGUUUAUUGAGGGGAUGUCUGUGGAGGAGUUCCUGGAAUAUUUUCAAGAUCCUGAAAAGGUAUUUUGUGAUACUGAGAAGAAAAUGAGUGUAACGUACAUGGAAAAUGCUCGUACACAGCUCUUGAGAGACCUGCCAUACCAUCUCAGCAAGGAUAUAGACAACGAACUGAGAAAAAAUAUACACUACCUGCCAACUCUUAGAGCUCUAGAGGGAAAUAGAAAGCUAAGUCGACGGAAGACCAAACGUGUUUCACCGCCAAAGGAUAGUGACUUAGAUGAUAUAUUUAUAAAGGAACAGUGCUAUGUCCGCAUGCAGCUUGAGAUUAAGGAGUAUCUUUUAAAGAAAGAGGAAAAUAAGCGGAGAGCAUUUUUGUGGGCCAAGGCAGCAAAUCAGCUUCAAGUAUGUGGUUGCUGUUACGAUGAUGAAAUUUUAGAAGAGGAUAUGGAUUCAUGUAAUUCACCUGAGAUAAAACACAAAUUUUGUUGCAACUGUAUAAGAAGAUUUGCUGAAGAAGAAAUUGGUCAGGGAAGAAUAAAUUUUCGAUGUCUAGAAGGGGAUUGCAAGGCAGAAUUUUCCCUCGGCACUCUCAAGAAACUUUUGAAGCCAUCUGUCUUUUCAAACAUCUUAGCUCGUAAGCAGUUGGAGGAAAUAGCUGCUGCUGGUAUUGAGGAUUUAGAAUCAUGUCCAUUCUGCAAUUUUCAGACAAUCAUGCCCAACAGAGAAGACAAGGUUUUCAAGUGUCUGAAUCCUGACUGUAUGAAGGAUUCUUGCAGAUUGUGCAAAGAACCAAACCAUGUACCUCUGCGAUGUGAAGAAGUUGAAAAACAGCAUCAGAAAGAUGCAAGAACAUUUUUAGAAAAUAAGAUGACAGAAGCAAUGGUUAGGGAGUGUUGGAAGUGCAAAAAACGUUUUAUCAAGGCAGAUGGUUGUAAUAAGAUGCGUUGCUCGUGUGGUGCUAUGAUGUGCUACAUUUGCAAAAAGGCAAUUAAAGGAUAUGAUCAUUUUGAAGAUAAUCCUGUCCCUAUAAAUAAAAACAAGUGCCCACUGUGGAGUAACUCUGAGAAGAUACACGCUGAAGAAGUACGAGAUGCAGCAAAGAAAUUGAAAGAUGAGCUAGACCCAGGCAUUGAAUUGAAACACGACCCUACGAAAGACUUGCCAGAGUAUGGGCGUGCCGAGUGUCCAGGGGCUGCUCUUCCAUCUCGAUGGCGCCGUGGCGGUCACCCAUGCAACGGUCACGACCACCACCACGACCCUUACAACACCCGCUACGCUUCACCUCCUCACCUGGUGUACACCCAGCACGCGGUCUCUGUGACACCCACUACAUCGGUGCAGGGGCCAGUCGCCGUAACCUCGGGGAGUGUGAUCCGCCACCUGGGUUUUGCCGUGCUGCCGCAGACCGGACUUCGUGUGCCCGAAGAGCUCGCCCCUGGACCUCCCACCGCCACGGCUGGUACCAGCGAACUGACGCACCGUGAGGAUACGCACCGAUCUACCGUGACAGUGGAACUCGCCGGUCGCCUGACCGUCACUCUCACAGAGAGCGAUCGGCGCAGCAACAGAGAUGGGCUGGAAACGUCCGUCAGUCCUCUGCAGCUGUGUACCAGGGGAAGUGGCCGUCUUUCUGUUGUUGGUGUCGUAGACUGGGUCUUCUCCUCUCAGAGCCACUCUUCAGCAGGUAGCGGAUUUCCUCGUUUUCUUCGCAGAGAGAAGCUCUCUCAGUCCCCACAGUCAAAGGAUACGGACGCCUUGGCGCUCGUCCUGAACGGAUGGGGGUGGACAUCGGAACUCGUUUCGAGAUCUCCUUGCUUAUGA